UAUGGGCAAAAAGUAGAAAUUAUGAAUGGUAGUUAUAGGCUUCCAUACAUGGUGUGCUAAAACAAAGAUAAUUUUCAAAAUCUGAAGUGUUGUUGGUUGUACUUGUAGUGUAUAUUCUGGAAUCUCUGUGAUUUCCCCUACAGUACCGGUACGUUUAGUGUUGACUACUGUUGUGUUGUUUACCCUGGCUAUAGAUGUGCAGUGCUGAAUGGUGGCUAUUAAAGCAAUACAGAAGAAAAUUGUACCACAAGAAUUUCUCACAAAGUUCGUACCGCGGGAAUUAGAAAACCACACAGCUUUACCUCGUCAUGAAAACGUGGUUCGUAUUUUUGAGCAUUUUUCGACACCAGAUUUCACGUAUGUUGUGAUGGAAUAUAUGUCUAAAGGCGACCUAUUAGAUCUCAUUAAUCAGAAUAUCAGUAGAAGUGAACGAGGACUGGGGGACGAAUUAUCUAAACGAUUCUUUAAACAAAUAUGUCUUGGUCUUCAUCAUAUACAUGGCCACGGUGUUGUUCAUAGAGAUAUGAAAUGUGAGAAUAUACUGGUUUCUGAGAAUUUUGAUGUAAAAAUCACAGAUUUUGGGUUUUCAUGUCAGUAUAUGGAUAGAAGUAUUCUUCUGAAAACGUCUUGUGGGUCCUACGCAUACACUUCACCCGAGGUUAUUAAAAAUAAGCCGUAUGAUGGCAUUUGUGCUGAUAUCUGGAGCAUUGGGAUAAUUCUGUGUGCAAUGAUUAAUGGUAGAUUACCAUAUAAUGAUGGUCAACUUACAGAGAUGGAUGACGACAUGAGAAUGCAGCGACUGAGAUUUGAGAGAAAUGUGUCUUUUGAUUGUAUGGUUUUGGUGAGAAAAUUAUUACAGUAUAGGCCUAUGUUACGACCGGCUUUAAGUGAAAUAUUAAAAGAUCCGUGGAUAACAGGGAAGAAGCCCAUACCAAGACAAUUAAAUAAACCAAAAUGGACGAAUGCCUAUUUUGUGAAUAAAUCAAAUGAAGAUGGGAAAGAUUCAAAUAAACUGAGAGUAGAUGGUUCGAACCCUGGCAACGCACCUCUCACUUCCCCACUUUACUAUAGAACAGGAACUCCUGAAAGAACGAGAACUACCACUUCAGGUAUCAAAGAUGCCGUCGUGCUCAGUAGAGGUGCAAGAGAGACCAUAAUUCUCAAAAGUAGAUGCCAGGCAAAUGGCUAUAAUGAAAUCAACCAGAAAACUGAACGAAGACCAAAAACGUGGCCUAAAUCUGUAAAAGAACAGGCUGAUAAGAUCAAAGCGGAAUUAAGAUCAACCAGUGCUGAUAAAAGAAACCAUGAAAGAAUCAAACAAUUAAUGGCCGUCACAAAUAAACGAGUGCGAGCACGUACAUCCACCCAAAACACCAAAACCAGCGGCACAUACAUGUACAAAGAUAUCUACACACCAUUGAUGUAUAUGUAUAAGUUUUUACAGGCCAAUGGAAAUGUUGAGACAUCACCUAUCAACACACAAAAUAUCCGGCAAACAAAGACCGUAACUUACACACCGCCAUUACCGGUGAACAGCUAUUCUCCCAAUGAAAACAAAGUUACAGCCCCAGCCAAUUCAACACAACAGACAGUCUUCGAUAGUUACUCAAAACAAAAAACACCAAUUACGAAUACAAAAGAUACAAGCGAUGCCUUUUUGAAUAUUGGACAAUUCAUGGAGAUUCCAGAUAGAUUUUUUUACGAACUGGAUACGGUAGAAGAAAGUAAAGAGAAUCCGGAGGAAGUCAGAUCUGGUUCAGUUCCGGCACGUAACAGAAUCACACAGGAUAAGAAACCUCAAAAGCAAACCCCAGAAGAAAGAGCACAGACAUGUCGUGAUAGAAUACUACAUGCUUAUGGUCAAAGAGCAACAGCUACCCCCAAGGAACGGGAGAUACCGUUUCUGCCAUUAAUGGUACAGAAGAUAGAUUUAUCAACAACAGAAGGAACAAAAUCACCGGAAGCAGUGCAAACAUUUCAAGCUCCAUGCAGACUUCAGCUCGGUACCAGAACACCUUCCACCGAUAAAAAUAAACGUCGAGUUAAAGCAGUUUAUAAAUAUAAAUAUCAUUAAGAGUCGUGCCUAUUUGAUUUAAAUCAGUGUUAUCAUGUUCUGUCCCAUUAAAAUUGUGUAUAUUCCUGUAAAACAACCAACAACGAAGAUAUUAUUUAUAUUAAUGAAAUUAUAAUACUGUUGCGGAAUAAAUAUUGUUAUAUUUGGAAAGAU
Patella vulgata (common limpet) is the source of this 2227-nucleotide messenger RNA. RefSeq lists its product as uncharacterized. The record is from RefSeq and is a predicted model, not a curated record. The transcript has 12 exons. Lineage: Eukaryota; Metazoa; Mollusca; Gastropoda; Patellidae. Gene Ontology annotation, molecular function: protein serine/threonine kinase activity; tau-protein kinase activity; ATP binding. Gene Ontology annotation, biological process: microtubule cytoskeleton organization; protein phosphorylation; intracellular signal transduction. The coding region runs from base 209 to 2074 and encodes 621 amino acids. Gene Ontology annotation, cellular component: cytoplasm.